Messenger RNA from Striga asiatica, 1092 nucleotides. NCBI's taxonomy places the organism in Eukaryota, Viridiplantae, Streptophyta, Magnoliopsida, Lamiales, Orobanchaceae. The record is from the annotation of a GenBank genome assembly.
AUGUUAUCUGAUGCACUCCAAAAACGCGGGUGGAGCUCCGAGGAGGUGUCGGAUGCGCUGGGGCUCGAUACCCGGCAGCAGAAGGCGAAGAAGCCCAUGAUAAAGCCGUUGCCGGAGCUGGCUGAGUGCCUGAGUCGGUGGACUGGAAGUCAUCAUCGUCUUCCUUUUGAGAAUUGGGGACAUGCCGUGAAGCAUGUUUCUACAGUCGACAGAGGCGGCUUCGCGAAUCGCCAUUGGAUUCUGACGAGAAAAAGAAAUCCUACUAGACUAAGUCGUCCAGAAGAUCAAGGACAAGGAGGGGUCGUAGCUCAAAAUGAGCGGUGGGAUCCAGACGGCUUCAGACUCUGCUGGGGAAUCCUGCUGAUUUGUCCCAAAAAUCCCAGAGAAUCGAGAGGGAAAAAAGGACAAACUCUUCGAUUUUCUUUGGUACAACUGUCAGCGUUCGAAGAGUUGUUCGUGGUGGAGCUCUUCACCGAUGAUGUGCCAAAGAUUGCCGAGAAUCUCUGUAUAGACGAGAUUUUACCAUCUGAAAAGGCAUCAGCAGCGAGUAUCCGAGUAGUCGAGGGUCUAGACUUUGUCAAUGUAAUUGAGAUGGCCAGAUACGGAUUCAGCAAAACCCCAAAGCCGCUGAUGAGAAGAUGGAAAAACGUGUUCAUCGAGGAUGUUCCGAGCAGUGCGAGGAUCGCCACGAUUAAGGUUGUUAGGGAGAGUGAGAAAAUAUGGCAGUUCGCUAUUGUUAGAUGAAAAAAAUGACACUACAUCUUUUCACUUUCUAAUGAUCAAUUGUUCUUUUAAAGACAACAAUAAGAGAAAUCUUAUCGUUGUCUUUGUAUUUGUAAUUUUGUGCACUUAUUUAUAUUAAUGCUUUGUUAGGCACAAAACAAUCCACAGCUUUAGCUGUAAGGAAUACAUCUAGCAACACAUCUAGCAGCAGUAUAAAUUAUGUUUACCACUAUGGUGAGAACUACAUUUAAAUAUUUCUGCAAUGCUCUUUUUGUCGAUUUGCAGUACAGACAAUGGUGAGAUAUUUAUUUGGGGUGAAUUAUAAAUCCAUACUCUACAUCUGUUAAAAAAGGCAACAUGUCCAACAAC